AUGGGUGAUGCAAAUGCCUCGAUCCCAACAACUCAACCUGUUAUUUCAAGACCAAUGUUUGGUUCAUAUGGAUCAGCUGCAGCCAAAAAUUCAUUUGCAUUUGUUAGUCAAUUGUCAUUACUUGAAUCAACAGUACCACAUUAUGGUUUGAAGAAGAAGAUUGAGGCGGUGAAGAAGUGUAGAAAUAUUGGUAAAAAAGAUAUGAAAUUGAAUGAUUAUUUGCCAAAGAUAGAGGUUGACCCAGAAACUUAUGUUGUUAAAGCUGAUGGAGUUCCACUGGAUAUGGUUAUGACAAUGAUCAUGGCAGCAACGAACCCACAUGGAAGGGAUGAGUCCAACGUUGCAAUCAAAGAUAAAUGUUAUAAGCAUAUUGACUCAUCAAAGGUUUCGAUGGACGUCAAAAAUCAACUUUUUGAUAUUAUUAUUUUAAGGAUUGCGACGUCUAAAACUGUCCCAAUUCGCAGAAAAACUAUUCAAAUUUCCAUAGUUACGAUCCCUUAUGAUAAGAGUAAUAACAUUAAGGAAUUAUAUCAAUCAACAUUACCUAUUCGAUCAAAAUUGGUCAAACUUAUUGAGAAAUAUAGUCAGAAGAAAGUAUCAUAUCCACAGUAUCCAACCAAAAGUAGUAUAAUUGAACAGCCAACUUAUUCUACAACAAGAAGAGAUACAUUACCUCUUCCUCAAAUACCUGUGUAUCAACAAUCCAAUUCUAACGAAAUAAGUCAACUCCCACCACAACCACAACCAAUAAAAUCUGAUCUCAAUAUCACUUCUCAACAAAUUCCACAGCAAACUCAUUAUAAAUUGUUCUCAAAUACAAAUAAUCAAGACUCUUCGAGCUUGCUUAAUCAAAUCCCUUUACCAUAUCAAUCUAGCACACAAGAUAUUCAAGCUCUACAACAAAACAAUAUCCAGGCUCAAUUGCAACUGCAAGCUCAACUGCAAGCUCAAGAGCAAGCUCAACUGCAAGCUCAACUGCAAGCUCAAGAGCAAGCUCAACUGCAAGCUCAACUGCAGGCUCAAAAGCAGGCUCAAGAGCAAGAUAUUACAGCUGCUCUUCAGCAAGUUACUGCUGCUUUUCAACAAGUUCCACAACAAGCCUCACAGCAAGCUCCACAGCAAUCUUCUCUUCAUAACACACAAUAUCAACUACCAGUCAUUAACACUGCUAAUAUUAAUAACCUGCCAGGGCAGCAAAAUGCUUUUGAUCCAAAUCAACAAUCACAACCACAACAACCACAAGAAUCUUCAAUUCAACUAGCUUCUAUUUUACAACAGCAGCAGCAAUCAAUACCAUCACCAUCAUCAGUAAACCCACAUCAACAUCUAUUACAACAGCAACAACAACUACCACAAUAUUUAAAUAAUCAAACUUCAAGUAUGCCUCCUACAUUACAACCCCCAAAUAUACAAAAUUCUUCAGCAGCAUAUAUUAUUAUUCCAUAA
Molecule: messenger RNA, 1446 nt
Organism: Entrophospora sp. SA101
Lineage: Eukaryota; Fungi; Glomeromycota; Glomeromycetes; Entrophosporales; Entrophosporaceae
Source: the annotation of a GenBank genome assembly